AUGAUGGCAUUGCUGGCACUGAUCCAUGAGCCUGAGCCUGAUCAUCCACUUCGAGCAGAUCUGGCGGAAGAAUUCAGUAAAGACCGCAAAAAGUUUAAUAAAACUGCGGAGGAGUUCACUAAGAAGCAUGCGGAGAAGCGGCCCGAUCGCUCAGGCUGCAUUUUACUUGGCGAUUUGCUGUCUCAAUCAUCAUUCAUCUUCAUGUUAACAACUAAACUUGGUGUGAAUCAUCUUCAUUCGUCACUUGAGGUGUUGUGCUGUCGAUAUCUCCCCUCACUCCAUUUCUGUUACUCUCACCCAUAUAAUACUCUCAUUUUCAAGCGUCCGUAUUUUUCUAAUUCAAUUGCUAUAUCAUCUGGUUUGGGCAAUGUGAUUUUGUUCAUAUAGAU
This is a messenger RNA of Strongylus vulgaris, 389 nucleotides long. The record is from the annotation of a GenBank genome assembly. NCBI's taxonomy places the organism in Eukaryota, Metazoa, Nematoda, Chromadorea, Rhabditida, Strongylidae.